AUGGAGUGGGUGCUGGCGGAGGCGCUGCUCUCGCAGAGCCAUGACCCCCGGGUCCUGCUGGGGGCCUUAUGCCGCGGGAAGGCGUCCGUGGAGCGCGUGGAGACGCUGUGCUUCUUUCUGCAGCGGCUGGAGGACGCGGCUGCGCGCGGCGGCGGGGGCGCAGGCGCGCUCCCAGAGGCGGCGCGCGAGGUCGCCGCGGGGUACCUCGUGCCGCUGCUGCGGGGUCUGCGCGGGUGCCCCGCGGGCGGGCCGGACCUCGGGCUGCCGCCGCGCCUCCGCCGGCGCGUGCUGAGGGCGGCAGGCGCGGCCCUGCGCUCGUGCGCCCGCCUGGCCGGGGGCCCGCAGCUGGCGGCCUCGCUGGCCGAGGAGGCGCUGCGUGACCUGCUCUCCGCGGGGCGCGCGCCGGGCGCUGAGGCGGCCGUGGAGGUGCUGGCGGCCGUCGGGCCCUGCCUGCGGCCCCGCGAGGACGCGCCGCUGCUCGAGCGGGUGGCGCGGGCCGCCGUCGCCCUAGUGCUGGGCGGGGACGGGGAUGAAGCUGGGCCCGCCGAGGACGCGGUGGCGCUGGUGGCUGGACGGCUGCUGCCCGCGCUGGGCCAGUGCGGCGGGGCGGCGCUGCGGGCCGUGUGGGGUGGGCUGGCCGCGCCGGGGGCACCCUCGGCGCCAGGCCGCAUCGGGCUGAAGCUGCUGGUUCUGAGCGCCCUGGCGGAGAAGCUGCUGCCCGAACCCGGCGCGGACCGCGCCCCCCGCGCGCACGAGUCGGGCCCCGACGCCCGGCGCUGCUGGCGCUUCUGGAGGACGGUGCAGGCGGGGCUGGGCCAGGCUGAGGACGCCCUGACGCGCAAGCGAGCCCGCUACCUGCUGCAGAGGGCGGUGGAGGUGUCGGCGGAGCUGGGGUCCGACUGCACCUGCGGCCCCCAGGAAGGAAACGGCCCAAGUCUGUUUUGGUGGUCUGAGAAGAAAAAAGAUGAGCUUUUAAAAUUUUGGGAAAAUUAUAUUUUAAUUAUGGAAACUCUAGAAGGAAAUCAGAUACAUGUUAUAAAGCCAGUCUUACCAAAGCUGAACAAUCUGUUUGAAUAUGCAGUGUCAGAAGAAAAUGGAUGUUGGCUCUUUCAUCCAUCCUGGCAUAUGUGUAUUUACAAAAGAAUGUUUGAAAGUGAAAAUAAAAUUCUGACCAAAGAAGGUGUUAUCCAUUUUUUGGAGCUGUAUGAAAUAAAAUUCCUGCCAUUUUCACUAGAAUUUUCUGAGUUUAUUAUUGGACCAUUAAUGGAUGCACUUUCAGAGUGUUCUCUGUAUAGCAGGUCCCCAGGCCAGCUGAUAGGAAGCGGUUCUCCAUUGGGAUUGAAAUUACAGAAGUUUUUAGUCACUUAUGUUUCUCUUCUUCCAGAAGAAAUAAAGAGUAGUUUCCUAUUAAAGUUUAUUCAGAAGAUGACAAGUAGACAUUGGUGUGCUGUUCCCAUUUUGUUUUUAUCAAAGGCUUUGGCAAAUGUCCCAAGAUCUAAGUUCCUGGGUAUAGAAGGGCUUCUUGCUCUCAGGGAUGUUAUUCAUUGCACAAUGAUCACACAUCAGAUUCUAUUGAGAGGGGCAGCUCAAUGCUAUCUUCUUCAAACAGCUCUGAAUUUGCUGGAUGUGGAGAAGGUGUCACUUUCUGAUGUCUCAACUUUUCUCAUGUCUCUGAGACAAGAGGAAUCCUUAGGACGAGGAACUUCACUGUGGACAGAGCUCUGUGACUGGUUGGAUGUUAAUGAAAGCUAUUUUAAGCUACCCCCAAUUUGUAGCCCCGUUGGACUUCAUGAGACAUCUUUAAAUGCUUAUGCGAAGACCCUAGUUCAAGAGUACAUUAAGUCGCCUGCUUGGGAAACAGGAGAAAACUGCUUUAUGCCUGAUUGGUUUGAAGCCAAGCUUGUUGCUCUGAUGGUCUUGCUGGCUGUGGAUGUGGAAGGAAUGAAGACUCAAUAUAGUGAAAAACGGAGAACAGAGAAUAUAUUGAGGAUAUUCUUAGAUCCUCUUCUGGAUGCCCUUAUGAAGUUUGGUACAAAUGCCUACAUGCCCUUGCUGAAAACUGACAGAUGCCUCCAGUUGCUGUUGAAGUUAUUGCACACUUCCAUGUUGAAAGGUUCCAGUACCCAAGAUGAUGAGGUGUUUACUGUUCUUCAGAACUUUGUCAUGUCUACUACAGAAAGUAUUUCUGAAUUUAUUCUCAGAAGACUCACUAUGAAUGAGCUAAAUAGUGUUUCAGAUCUGGACCGCUGCCAUUUGUACCUGACAGUGUUAACUGAGCUUAUAAAUCUCCAUUUGAAGGUUGGGUGGAAAAGGGGUAACCCCAUUUGGAGAGUUAUUUCUCUGUUGAAAAAUGCAUCUAUUCAGCAUCUUCAAGAGAUGGACAGUGGACAGGAGCCAACGCUGGGGAGUCAGAUUCAGAGAGUAGUUAGUAUGGCUGCCUUGGCCAUGGUGUGUGAGGCCAUUGACCAGAGGCCUGAACUACAGCUGGAUUCUCUCGAUGCCGGACCCAUGGAAAAGUUCCUUUCCUCUUUUCAGCUCAAUCAGACGCUGCAGAAGCCCCGUGUAGAGGAGCAGAGCAGUUUUUUUGAAGAAUCGUCGUCUUCCCAAGGAUGGGGGAAAAUAGUUGCACAAUAUAUCCAUGAUCAGUGGGUGUGCCUCUCCUUCCUGUUGAAAAAAUAUCAUGCCCUUAUACCAGCCACAGAGAGUGAAAUUCUGGAACCCUUUCUGCCUGCCGUUCAAAUGCCAGUAAGGACUUUGCAGUCUGCACUAGAAGCCCUCACAAUCCUCCCUUCUGAUCAAGUUCUACCAGUGUUCCAUUGCAUGAAAAUUUUGGUUCCCAAGCUUCUGACCUCCUCUGAAUCACUCUGCAUAGAGUCUUUUGACAUGGCUUGGAAAAUUAUAUCUUCUUUAAGCAACACUCAGCUGACAUUCUGGCCUAAUUUAAAAGCUUUUGUUCAGUUUGUUUUUGAUAACAAAGUUCUCACCAUUGCUGCAAAAAUCAAGGGCCAGGCAUAUUUCAAAAUAAAAGAGAUUAUGUACAAGAUAAUUGAAAUGUCUGCUAUAAAAACUGGAGUCUUCAAUACACUGAUAAGUUACUGCUGCCAAUCUUGGAUAGUGUCUGCUUCAAAUGUGUCACAAGGGUCUUUAUCAAGUGCUAAAAAUUAUAGCGAACUUAUCCUUGAGGCUUGUAUAUUUGGAACUGUGUUUAGGCGUGAUCAAAGACUUAUUCAGGAUGUACAGACCUUUGUAGAAAAUCUUGGACAUGACUGCGCAGCAAACGUCGUUAUGGAAAAUACUAAAAGAGAAGACCAUUAUGUGAGAAUUUGUGCUAUCAAAUUUCUGUGUUUAUUAGAUGGCUCAAAUAUGUCCCAUAAGUUGUUUAUGGAGGAUCUUACAAUCAAGCUAUUAGAUAAAGAUGAAUUGGUGUCCAAGUCCAAAAUUAGCUACUAUGUGAAUUCUCUACAACACAGAGUGAAAAACCGAAUAUGGCAGACGCUACUGGUACUUUUCCCCAGAUUUGAUCAGAACUUCAUGACUGGAAUUAUUGACAGGAUUUUCCAGGCUGGUUUCAUCAACAAUCAAGCGUCUGUAAAAUAUUUUAUAGAAUGGCUUAUUAUAUUGAUUCUUCAUAAAUUCCCUCAAUUUCUUCCAAAGUUCUGGGAUUGUUUUUCUUAUGGUGAAGAAAACCUUAAAACAAGUAUUUGUACAUUUUUAUCAGUUUUGUCACAUUUGGACAUCAUUACUGAAAAUAUUCCGGAAAAGAAACUAAUUCUGAAGCGAGCCCUUAUUAUUGUACUGCAGUGGUGUUUCAAUCACAAUUUCAGUGUUCGACUGUAUGCUUUAGUUGCUCUUAAGAAAAUCUGGAACAUGUGUAAAACAUCACGCAUUGAAGAAUUUGAUGCCUUGACUUCUGUUAUCGAAUCCAGUCUCCAUCAAGUGGAAAGCAUGCAUGGAGCAGGGAAUGCCAAGAAGAAUUGGCAACGCAUCCAAGAGCAUUUCUUUUUUGCAACAUUUCACCCACUGAAGGAUUAUUGUCUGGAGACCAUAUUUUACAUCCUUCCACGCCUCUCAGGCCUCAUCGAAGAUGAAUGGAUUGCCAUUGAUAAAUUUACCAAAUUCACCGAUGUUCCUUUAGAUGCAGGAUUUCAGUGGUACCUUUCUGAAACUCAACUUUGUGAACUAAAAACAGGUGACUGGUCUCAGCAGGACAUAGGUUCUGACUCGGUUGAAGCAGAUAGCCAGUCGGAGGGGACCAACGUUCAGAGGAAGAUCAUCCCAUGGAAAAACAAGGCUCCCGAGUUAGACCUGGAGCUCGUGUUUCAGGAUCGUGCUGCCAAACUUGGAAAGUCGAUUAACAGAUUGAUUGUAGUGGCCUCACUCAUUGAUAAACCAACCAAUUUAGGAGGACUUUGCAGGACCUGUGAGAUAUUUGGGGCCUCCGUGCUCGUUGUUGGCAGUCUUCAGUGUGUCAAGGACAGACAGUUUCAGCACCUCAGUGUCUCAGCAGAACAGUGGCUUCCUUUAGAGGAGGUAAAACCACCUCAGCUAAUUGAUUAUCUGCAACAGAAAAAAACAGAAGGUUAUACCAUCGUUGGAGUGGAACAGACUGCCAAAAGUAUAGACCUAACCCGAUAUUGCUUUCCUGAGAAAUCUCUACUCUUGUUGGGAAAUGAACGUGAAGGAAUUCCAGCAAAUCUGAUCCAGCAACUGGAUGUUUGUGUGGAAAUUCCUCAACAGGGCAUUAUCCGCUCGCUGAAUGUUCACGUGAGCGGAGCUCUGCUGAUCUGGGAAUACACCAGACAACAGCUGCUCAGGCGUGGGGACACCACGUCACGAAGUCUGUGCCUUAUCUGAGCUGAAUUGUCAGUGCUAUUGAAACUUUUUUUUAAAAAAGCUGUUUGGACUCAUGAAAUAGAUUCUGAAAUUUACUAGGAUAAUUUAUGUUUCUUUUUUCUUGCAAUUUAAUGCCAAAACUUUUUCAUGUGCCUUAAAUCCAUUACUGCAUAUUGUCCCCUUUAAUAAACACUUUGAACUAAAAUUGUAUUGCUUCUUUAAUACAAUAUUUUAAGCAAUUGUGGAAAUAAAA
Messenger RNA from Propithecus coquereli (Coquerel's sifaka), 5086 nucleotides. RefSeq names its product TAR (HIV-1) RNA binding protein 1 (gene TARBP1). Gene Ontology annotation, biological process: tRNA methylation. NCBI's taxonomy places the organism in Eukaryota, Metazoa, Chordata, Mammalia, Primates, Indriidae. The coding region runs from base 1 to 4854 and encodes 1617 amino acids. The record is from RefSeq and is a predicted model, not a curated record. The transcript has 30 exons. Gene Ontology annotation, molecular function: RNA binding; tRNA (guanine) methyltransferase activity.